AUGGCUAUUCAACCAGAUCCGCGUAUGGGUAACUGCACAUUACCAACGAGGACGAGAACAGAAGUCAAUGUUCGCGUUCUCCUAAAUAAAUGCGAAUUAAUGGCAAAACAAGAGCCACUUGACGCGAAUUCUAGAUUAAAGCAAUAUGUAAAAAACUUAGAGGGCAUGCUGGCUGAAUUAAAAGCUGAAUAUCUAGAAAAGCCCCCCACGGAGUUUCCUGAAUAUUCCAAGAGAGUACAAUUCUUAAAGGGUCUAAUACAGACGGCUACAUUAAACAGUCCAACGGAAAAGUUAGAAGCCGUACAGUUACUAUCACACGGAGCAGCCACCAUGUCAGUUGAUGCUGCAGCACAAGAAAUCCACCAGAAAACCGUAGCAAAAUAUGGUUUAGAGCUGCGGUCAGAAUUAUUUGGUCCAGAAGAUAAUGAUGACACAUUAAGACGGCGUAAUAUAAUAAAGGCGCCAAACUUCACUAGCAAUAGCAGUAGUCAAGAAGACAUAGAUUCUCUACUAAAAUACCACCAAAAUAUGCAAGAGAAAGUUGCUGAAAACAUGGUUCUGCUCACAAAGAGUUUGAAAGAACAAUCACAGAUAGCUAGCAAAAUCAUAAAGGCUGAUACAGAAGCAUUACAGAAGUCAUCAGAUCUAACGGAUAAAAACUUGAUUUCACUAAAAGUUGAAUCUGAGAGACUUCAGGAGCAUAGCCGCAGCGCAUGGAAAUGUUGGCUUUGGCUCAUGCUUGCGGUUGUCAUGGCAAUAUUUAUAAAUAUGGUUCUAUUCAUGAAGGUUAUGAAGAAAAGAAAAGUAGAUUUGUAA
Messenger RNA from Leptosia nina, 816 nucleotides. The record is from the annotation of a GenBank genome assembly. NCBI's taxonomy places the organism in Eukaryota, Metazoa, Arthropoda, Insecta, Lepidoptera, Pieridae.